AUGUCGGGCUUUGGUGCGCCAGGUGGCGGCGCAGUCAACUACAAACCAACACCUCCAGAGCGCGGUUCCUUCCCCCUUGAUCACGAUGCGGAAUGUAAGCACGUCAUCUCCUCAUAUCUACGAUGUUUGAGAAGGCAAAACCCUCCCGGCAGGAACAAUGAAGAGUGCAGGCUACUGGCAAAGGAAUAUCUUGGGUGCCGAAUGGAGAAGGGUCUCAUGGCCAAAGACGAGUGGUCAAACUUGGGAUUGGAUUUUGGAAAGACUGCGGUUGGAGGUACCGACACUGCGGGCCCUGCUGUUGACGAUAGCAAGAAGAGUUGA
Molecule: messenger RNA, 321 nt
Organism: Cladophialophora psammophila CBS 110553
Lineage: Eukaryota; Fungi; Ascomycota; Eurotiomycetes; Chaetothyriales; Herpotrichiellaceae
Exons: 1
Coding region: 1-321 (106 amino acids)
Biological process (GO): mitochondrial respiratory chain complex IV assembly
Cellular component (GO): mitochondrial intermembrane space
Source: RefSeq, a predicted model, not a curated record